Molecule: messenger RNA, 1041 nt
Organism: Vicia faba (fava bean)
Lineage: Eukaryota; Viridiplantae; Streptophyta; Magnoliopsida; Fabales; Fabaceae
Source: the annotation of a GenBank genome assembly
AUGAUCCCAGAACUCUUUGGUAAUGGUGCUAGUGCUUCCCUCAUAGCAAGUGAAAGAAGCUACUCUUCCAUUAAUGGAGGAGUUGGAGGAGGACUUUUAUUUCAACCAACAACAACACAAUCUCCUUCUCCUCCUCCUUGUCCAUCUUCCACAACCACCAUCCCCACCACUACCUCUUCCGCACCAGCAACUACCCCCUCAUCUGAAAACCAACAAAGUCUGAGGUGUCCACGAUGUGAUUCUUCAAACACUAAGUUCUGCUACUACAACAACUACAACCUCACUCAGCCUCGCCAUUUCUGCAAAACAUGUCGUCGUUACUGGACUAAAGGCGGUGCUUUACGUAACGUCCCCAUCGGAGGUGGCUGCCGGAAGAACAGAAACAUUGGCGCGUCGAACAACCCUGCGAAAACCACAGCAAACAAGAUGAAGACAGUUGCAUCAGAGUUCAUUGGAAGGUCAGCAAGUGGUCAUGGGUUCGAUCUCGAACAUAUUGUUCCACCACCAAGCCAAAUCCUUUGGGGCUCUCCACAAAAUUCUUAUCUACUUUCGUUGCUAAGAUCUAACCAAAACCCUAACCCUAACCUUGUGAAGGAAGAAGGGAAUAACUUAAUAGGAUCCCAUGUUUCUCACAUGAUGAGUACUUCUCAGCCGUUGGUUUCAUCAAAUGGUUAUGAUGGUAUUGGACAUGUUCUAUGCAAUCCAUUUUGGAGAAACAAUCAUGAUCAAACUCAACAAUUACAAAACGGUGGCUUUGUACUUGGGGAACAACAUCCUCAACAUCAGCAUCAAAGCAGUGGAAUCCAAGAACUUUACCAGAAGCUAAGGUCUUCAACAUCAUCAUCAUCAUCAGGUAAUAAUUAUUGCACUGAGAUUUCAUCUUCACCAACAGUGUUACUAGGGAACGUGGCUUCUAAUACCAUUUUGGAGACAACUUCAGUUCCUGGUGGUGAACUAGGGUACUGGAAUCCAAUUCCAACUCUCACUUGGUCUGAUCUUCCAACCACCAAUGGUGCAUAUAUCCAUAACAGUAAUAAUUAA